CUAUUCUGGUUACAACCUUAUACAUGGAUUUAUUUGUUUCCGUGCAUCGCUAUAACUUGUAAAGUCUCUGGUAUUGCGUGUUUGGCUUUCUCCGAGAACUUUCAUCUGAGGAUCGUCACCGAAUUACCUGGAUAUCCUUGCACUUCCCGUGUAACUUUUAAGAAGGCAUCAACAUGGCAGCACCCCACAAGUCACACGAGAACACCACCAUUAUACCUGGCGUAUCGAUGAACAUGUCGGUGAAAAUCGGACGCAACGCAGCCGAGCUGGCAAAGCCCUGCUUCACUGCGGGCACGUCAAGGGUGUCGCGGUCGCGAGCGUUAGGGCUCCGCAAUAGGCGGAAAGCUGUGAACCCGAAAUCACCCCCAAGCCCCAACCAGGAAAGUGCGGUUAAUACCCGCACGGGCAAGGUUGCUUUUGGACCUUGGAUGGGACCCUACGAGACUCACGUCGAUACUGCCGCCGCCGGGCCACCGAUUUUCCUUGACCCCAACGGCAACACGCAUGCAUCCCUCCAUGCACCGGAGUCGCAGCCGCCGCCCGUGGACCCCAAGGGCGCCGAGCCGCUGCCGCAGCAGGAGCAGGAGCAGGCUCCGGAGUCGCAGCCGCAACAAACGACCCCAGAAACGAAGCCGCAGCCUGCGCGGUUUGUCAAGGCAGCCGCUGUGCCGACAACUCGGGAGCUGUAUGCCAUCGUCGCCAAGGUGACGCAGCGGAAUGCUAUGAUGGCGGCGGCACAGGCGCGCCCCUUGUCGCAGUGGCUGGGAGGGGCCCGCGGGAAGCCCCAUGGUAGCGGCCGUUGUGGGAACAUCAUGGCGCGAAGCAUCAACCAGCCACGCAGGUCGUAA
Molecule: messenger RNA, 848 nt
Organism: Volvox carteri f. nagariensis
Lineage: Eukaryota; Viridiplantae; Chlorophyta; Chlorophyceae; Chlamydomonadales; Volvocaceae
Exons: 4
Coding region: 174-848 (224 amino acids)
Source: RefSeq, a predicted model, not a curated record